AUGUCUAGUGCUGUUCCCAGGACCAGGAUUGAAAAACACUGGGCUAAACUGAUCACUUACUCUUUGCUGACUUUUCCCAUCUUUCUUAAAGGCUCAACUGCAGAGGACAAUAAAGCUGCUCUUCAUGAGAUCAGCCGCAAACUGAAGGACAAAUUAAAACAGGAGUGUGAGCGAAUAUUGGUUGGUAAUUCUCAGACGGGUCAUCAGAAAUACCUGAACGAUAUUUACACUGAUCUAUAUGUGGUGAAUGAGACUGGAGGAAUAGUGAGUGAGCAUGAGGUUAGACAGAUCGAAUUCAAACAAUUUGAUGCCAAGGACACACCGAUCCAGUGCAAUAACAUUUUUAAAGUCCAUAAUGGUCGACGAAACAGAAAAGUCCUAAUGAUGGGCAUUGCAGGGGUAGGAAAAACAGUCUCUGUCAAUAAAUUCAUCCUUGACUGGGCUGAAGAAAAAGAAAAUCAGGAUAUUGCCUUAAUUUUUCCUCUUCCAUUCCGUCAGCUAAAUUUGAUCACAAAUAACUGCAGUCUCAUGGGACUGCUUCACAAAUGCUUCUUUAGUGAUGCUAAAGAUCUGUCCUCUCUUCCUGAUGGUGAUGGUAAAAUCAUGUUCAUCCUUGAUGGGCUGGACGAAUGUCGCUUCCCUUUGAGGUUUAAAAAUGAUGACAUAUUUACAGAUGUUCACAAAGAAACAACAGUGAGUAAGAUAGUUACAAACCUUAUCAAGAGACAUCUGGUUCCCUCUGCUCUCAUCUGGAUUACAUCCAGACCAGCAGCAGCCAGUCUGAUACCCCGAGACUACAUUGAUCAAGUGACAGAAGUGCGAGGAUUUAAUGAUGAGCAGAAAGAGCAAUUCUUCAGAAAUAACAGCAGUCCUGGGGUUUCUGAAAUCAUUAUCCGUCAUAUAAGGAAAUCUAGGAGCCUGUACAUCAUGUGCCAUAUCCCCGUCUUCUGCUGGAUCUCUCUCACUGUUCUUCAGCCUCUACUGGUUCGAGAGAGCAAUGACAAAACACCAACAACCCUCACAGGGAUGUACACAAACUUCUUACUUACUCAGCAGCAACAGAUGAAAGCAAAAUACAGUGAUGAUUCUGAACCUGAAGCCAGUAUCAGGUCUUUUGAUCAGAUUAUUCUGAAGCUUGGGAAACUGGCCUUUCAACAGCUGGAGAAAGGAAAUCUGAUUUUCUACAAAGAAGAUCUUGAGGAAUGUGGACUAGAUGUCAGUGAAGGGUUUGUGUUCUCUGGCUUAUGCACUCAGAUCUUUCAGGAGGAAAAUGCUGUUUCAACAAGAAAUGUUUACAGCUUUGUACAUCUCAGCAUGCAGGAAUUCAUUGCUGCUCUCUAUGUGUUUUUUAUUAACAAAAACAAGAAAGCAAACCCAUUUCUUAAAUCAUGGAAAAAGCUGACAUUUAAACUCUCCACAAAGCCACUGUUCAAACUCCAUAAGGCUGCAGUCAAGAAGGCUUUGCAAAGCAAGAACGGACACCUGGACCUUUUUCUUCGGUUCCUUAUGGGUCUCUCUCUGGAAUCCAACCAGAGAGACCUGAAGGAACUACUGCCAGGACUGGAAAUAAAAACAGAGAAUGUUACAGACACUGCUACUUAUAUCAAACAAACAAUAGAGACAGAGAAAUCAGUGGAAAGAACCAUCAAUCUCUUCUACUGUUUGAGUGAACUGAAAGAUGACUUUGUGGAGGAAAUCCAGAAGAAUCUGAGCUCAGGAAAUCUUUCAGUACAGAAUCUCUCAUCUGCUCAGUGGUCAGGUCUGGUGUUUGUGCUACUGAUGUCAGAAGAGACUCAAGAGAAAUUUGAACUGCAGAAAUACAGAAGAUCUGAUGAAGCCGUCAUGAGACUGCUGCCAGUGAUCAAAAACACCAGAAGAGCACUGCUACAGUGCUGUAAUCUCACUUCUCAGUGUUGUGAGAGUUUAUCUUCAGUUCUACAAUCCUCAAUCUCUGUCCUGAGAGAGUUGGACCUGAGUAACAAUAACCUGCAGGAUUCAGGAGUGAAAAUUCUUUCUGAUGGACUGAAGAGUACAAACUGUCAGCUGCAGAUACUGAGAUUUCCCAUAUGUAAUCUCACUGCUCAGUGUUGUGAGAGUUUGUCUUCAGUUUUACAAUCAUCAAACUGUGUUCUGAGAGAGCUGGACCUGAGUAACAAUGACCUGCAGGAUUCAGGAAUGAAGCUUCUUUCUGAUGGACUGAAGAGUCCAAACUGUCAGCUGGAGAUAAUGAGGUUGUCUGGCUGUAUGGUGACAGAGGAAGGCUGUCGUUAUAUGUCUUCGGCUCUGAGUUCGAACCCCUCACACCUGAAAGAGCUGGAUCUGAGAUACAAUCACCCAGGAGAUUCAGGAGUCAAACUGCUCACUGAAAAACUCAACCAUCAAAACUGCACACUCGAUAAACUCAAUGUGGACCAUGGGGGAGAGUUCAGGAUUACAGCAGGACUACACAAAUAUUCCCAUCAGCUCAAUCUGGAUCUGAACACAGUGAAUAAACGCCUCCGUCUGUCUGAAAGCAACACAGUGAUUACUGACACUCUCACAGAGCAGCCAUAUCCUGAUCAUCCGGACAGAUUUGAUAUGUAUCAGCAGGUGUUGUGUAGAGAGAGUGUGUGUGGACGCUCUUACUGGGAGGUUGAGUGGAGUGGAGAUUAUGUGUCUAUAUCCGUGUCAUAUAAGAGCAUCAGCAGGAAGGGAGGGGGUUAUGAGUGUGUGUUCGGACGUAAUGAUCAGUCCUGGAGUUUGAUCUGCUCUCGCUCCAGUUUUUCAUUCACACACAAUAAGAUAGUGACUGAUCUCCCUGUAGAGUCCAUCAGGCAUAGAAUAGGAGUGUAUGUGGAUCACAGUGCAGGAACUCUGUCCUUCUACAGCGUCUCUGGAGAGACAUUGAGCCUCAUCCACACAGUCCAGACCACAUUCACUCAACCACUCUAUCCUGGGUUUAUGCUUGGUUUACUAUCAUCAGUGAAACUGUGUUGUUGAAUCAGAAGACUGUAGAGAGAUUAAUCACGAUAAAUCAGUAACAGUGAGAUAUAAUAGUGUCUUAUUUUCUCUUCAUUACAUUAAUACUGCAGCUGAACUUGUCACUGAAAUAUGUCAGAAUAAAUGUGUGUAAUAAUUCCUCAUAUAGACAGUCAGAUCAGUGUGUGUGUGUAUCUGUUCUUUUCUCAGCCUCUACUAGUGCUGAUGGAAAUCAUUUUUAUUGUAGUGUCACAUCAAUCUCUGUUAUUAGUCAAAAUUACCUUUCAGUUGAAAUGUGCCUUUCACAAAAAUUAUUCAUGAAGAACAUGUCAUUGUCAUAAUUCAUGUGAUUUUUCUCUAUUGUUUGUGCUCAAAUAAUAAAACACAAUGAGAUCAGAUUUGAUCUAAUUGAUGAUGAAUA
Messenger RNA from Megalobrama amblycephala (Wuchang bream), 3379 nucleotides. RefSeq names its product NACHT, LRR and PYD domains-containing protein 3-like. The record is from RefSeq and is a predicted model, not a curated record. The transcript has 7 exons. Lineage: Eukaryota; Metazoa; Chordata; Actinopteri; Cypriniformes; Xenocyprididae. Gene Ontology annotation, molecular function: protein binding. Bases 1 to 2979 code for a protein of 992 amino acids.